Molecule: messenger RNA, 1896 nt
Organism: Nerophis lumbriciformis (worm pipefish)
Lineage: Eukaryota; Metazoa; Chordata; Actinopteri; Syngnathiformes; Syngnathidae
Product: kelch-like protein 10
Molecular function (GO): protein binding
Source: RefSeq, a predicted model, not a curated record
GUUAAGAAAUGGCAACAAAUUCAAGAUGAGUUAUGAUGGUAAAAUUCCAUACAAGUCUGGCUCUGUGUACCAUGGACUGCGUCUAGUAAGAGGACUUAGCGAUGCAGUCAUCAAAGUUCACAAUGAAGAGUUUCACAUUCAUAAGAUUAUCCUGUGCAACUGCAGCCCAUACUUUAGAGCCCUCUUCCUACGAUGGUCUACCCCAGACCAGAGGGACUAUAUCAUACACGGGCUUACCCCUCACUUAAUGCAGCUCUUCAUUGAUUUCGCAUACACCGACUCAGUGUCGGUCACAGAGGACAAUGUAAAAGACUUGAUGAUAGCCGCUGAUAAAUUCAACAUGACAGCCAUUGUUCAAACUUGCUGCACGUUUCUAACAGAGCAGCUCUGCCCCGAGAACUGCAUCGGCAUCUGGCAGUUCACAAAGAACUGUUACACCCCAGAGCUGCAGCUCAAGGCCUACCAAUUCAUCCUGUACCACUUUGAGGAAGUUGCAAACGCUGAUGAGUUGCGACAACUCUCUAUUCAGGACUUGUGUGAAAUCCUUGACAGAGACGACCUGAUAGUGAAAAAGGAAAACACAGUUUUUGAGGCCAUCCUCCACUGGAUUGCACAAGCACCAAGGGAACGUGGCAGAAACCUGGCGGUACUCCUAGCCCGAGUGCGUCUAGCGCUGACAAGUGAGGAGUACAUCACCAUCAACGUGCUGUCCAAUCACCUGGUGCAGAACAGCAGCAAAUGCCUGGACAUGGUUGCUUUUGCUACACGCGUGCUUCGUCACAUGACAACAAACUCUGUUUUUGGAUAUUUCAACCUGGUGGCCCGUCCUCGCCUACCUUCAGCCAUCCUACUGGCGAUCGGAGGCUGGAGUGGCGCAAAUCCAACACAUUGCGUCGAGGCCUAUGACGUGCACGCCAACAGUUGGAUCAGUUUUAUAGAAGAUAUGGAACAACCUCGCGCCUACUGCGGUGCUGCCUUUCUCAAUGACUGCAUCUAUUGUCUGGGUGGCUUCGAUGGCACGGAACAUUACAACACCGUCAGUCGCUUUGACCUGACCUCACACAGCUGGCAGGAAGUGGCACCCAUGCACUAUCGCCGUUGCUACGUGAGUGUAACUGUGCUGAACGGAUGCAUCUAUGCAUUAGGAGGCUAUGAUGGACGAGUACGACUAAAGACUGCAGAAUACUACAGACCUGAAACCAACCAGUGGACUCUUAUUUCCAGCAUGCACGAACUACGGAGCGACGCCAGCUGCACAGCCCUCAACGACAAGAUAUAUGUUUGUGGCGGUUUUAAUGGAAACGAACCCUUGCAAACUGCAGAAUCUUACAGCCCAGAGACCAACGAGUGGACAAUGAUAACGCCAAUGAGCAGCCGUCGCAGUGGCAUUGGAGUUAUUGGGUUUGCUGACCACAUUUAUGCAGUCGGAGGUUAUGAUGGUCAAACACGUCUGACUACUGCUGAGGCUUACAGCCCCCAGACUAACAACUGGUUUGUAUUGGCCCCCAUGGAUUGUCCCCGGAGCAACUUUGGCAUCGAAGUAGUUGAGGAUCGUCUCUUCGUCACCGGAGGGUUCGAUGGCAUCUCUACAACAAAGCUUGUUGAGUACUACGACCUAACAACUGGUAUUUGGUCUGCAGCCAGCGACAUGGGGAUCUCCCGUAGCGCCUUGACUUGCUGCGUGAUGACUGGGUUUUACAACAUGGCCCAAUAUGCUAUGCUUCGGGAUGAUCUGCCAUUGCUCUUUUUGGAAGAUGAUAUUAUGGAUAUAGAGGAGGACAUCUAAAUUGUAGAGUAAUUAUUUGUGCUGCCAAAAAAGUGAACCUGAACCAGCUUUUCAACCAAACGGAAAACUCCAAUAAACUGUAAAAUACAUCCAUUAUUAUAAAAGGAAAU